AUGAAAAUUAAUACGUUAAUGCGUGUAACCAUAUCCGUGAUUUUUUCUAGUUAUUUAAUGUAUAUUUUAUUAGUCAAUUUAAUCUAUAUAGAGAAAACAGAAUAUAUAUCAGUUACUACAUUAUGGACUAUAUUAAAAAAUGUUGAAGGACGAUAUAAAAGAAAAAUGCUUAGCGAAGAAAUACAAGUUGAGGAAAAUGAUGAAUAUCUUAACUCUUUCAUUAAAUCAAAUUGUGUAUUAUUUUCAGAUAAUUAUUUAAAUAUUAUUGACCCUUCUACAUUUGGCAUUGAAGAGGUAUCAAGAAAGGGAUCAAGUGAUAAUAAACAAGUAACGAAUGAAGAAAGAAACACUCGACAGUGUUGCAAAUCUAUAGGUAGAUUAUGUUCAUAUCAUGAAAAACAUAAAGGGGAUUAUUCACAAAAGGAAACAACUAAGAGCUCUACAGAAACGACAGCGAAUUAUAUAGAAACAACUAAAGGAAAACGUCAAAAAAUAAUUCAAAAGACAAGUAAAGCAAGAAAAGGAAAAAAAGAAUUUCAAGAAGAUGAAGGUACGGUAAAUAGAACAAAUAGGAGCUAUAGAAGUGCAAGUUCAUCAAAUGAAUGUAAGGAAUUAAGAAAUAAAAGAUUUGAAAAAAGGUUACCUAUGCAUACAUACACAACUAGAUAUAAGUUAAAAAUGGAAGAAAAACAUGCAACGAACUUAAUAUCUAAUGAUUCUGAAACGGAACAAUCAGAAAGAAAAGUCAAUGAUCCUAGUGAAAAAAAAGAGCCCGCAAAAUAUGAUGAAACUACCUCCAUUUCAGAUAGUGCUAAUGAAAAUAUAUAUACACCAUCAUUAGUGUCUAACAGUAAUCUGGAUGUAUAUUCAUUUAAUGAAUAUUUUGAAGAAGUAGAUGAAGAUAGUAACUCGGAUACAUCGUGUUCAGAUGUAUGGCAUGCCAGUGAAAGUAAUAAAUCAACGGAUUCAGAAACAGAUACAGCUUCUGAAACAUGGGUACAAAAUAUAAUGACUGAUGAAGUUCAAUAA
Plasmodium malariae is the source of this 1029-nucleotide messenger RNA. Its product is annotated as Plasmodium exported protein, unknown function. Bases 1 to 1029 code for a protein of 342 amino acids. NCBI's taxonomy places the organism in Eukaryota, Apicomplexa, Aconoidasida, Haemosporida, Plasmodiidae. The transcript is spliced from 2 exons. The record is from RefSeq and is a predicted model, not a curated record.